This is a messenger RNA of Arabidopsis lyrata subsp. lyrata, 793 nucleotides long. RefSeq names its product sister chromatid cohesion protein PDS5. NCBI's taxonomy places the organism in Eukaryota, Viridiplantae, Streptophyta, Magnoliopsida, Brassicales, Brassicaceae. Gene Ontology annotation, cellular component: chromatin; nucleus. The annotation marks the transcript as partial. Gene Ontology annotation, biological process: mitotic sister chromatid cohesion; DNA repair. The record is from RefSeq and is a predicted model, not a curated record. The transcript is spliced from 3 exons.
UUGAUAAACCCGUGAGAGACGACGUUUAUAGACGGCUGAGUUUUAGAACUCUUUACGCACUUUUUAAUUUAAACAUAUUUUAGGCUUUUGGGUAAUUUUCGUUGGGCUUAGAGGCCCAUAUAAAUAAUCAUAAAUUGUGUGUGUGUUUUUGUCGGCAUGUGUAUUUAAAGUUAGUUAUAAUUCUCCUGAGCCUGGUACAGUCUCCGAUGGGCAAUGAACACACAGAGAAUAAUUAGUUAAAAUAAAAUAAAAAAGGAAAAAUAGGGUCAGUCCCGCCCAAAGCUUCCCUCUCCGUUUUCAUCGCAGACUCUCACCGUUGGAUUUUAUAUUCGCUCUCUCUUCUUCACUCCACUGAGGCGUUUCUAGGGUUUUUUUUUUUUUUGUUCUAUCGUUUCGUCUCCAUAUUGAUUUCGAUUUCAAAGAAGCGGUACACCGGAAUGGAGAAAACUCCGACGCAGAUUGUUUCCGAACUGGGUUCUCGUUUGCUUCAAUUAUCUCGUCCCAACAAGGAUUCUCUGGUCAAGUUACUACGGGAAGUUGCUAAUACGCUGUCACAAAUCGACCAGCCUUCAGCCACAAACAAGGAAAAAGGUCUGAAACUGUUAGAAGCUGAGUUAAGACCUCUGAAGAAAUCCAUUAUCAAGCAUGGUCUUCUUAAAAAUCGUGAUAACGACGUGAGUCUCUUGGUCACUGUUUGUGUCUCCGAGCUUUUCCGGAUUUUAGCACCUAAUCGACCUUUUGAAGACGAAUAUCUCAGGGAUAUCUUCACUCUCUUUCUUGCUCAGCCCUCUGA